Molecule: messenger RNA, 1938 nt
Organism: Penicillium samsonianum
Lineage: Eukaryota; Fungi; Ascomycota; Eurotiomycetes; Eurotiales; Aspergillaceae
Exons: 2
Coding region: 1-1938 (645 amino acids)
Biological process (GO): cellular response to oxidative stress
Cellular component (GO): cytoplasm
Source: RefSeq, a predicted model, not a curated record
AUGGAAGACCCUCUUAUUCAAGCACUGCCUCCGGCUACGGACUACCUAACUUAUCUUACUCUGUUGGAGUAUCAGUUAACCCCAGAACGUCUGCCGCUUUUGCACACUCUCCUGCAAGAUGAGAAGCUUACGACGAACAUCGGCUGGGAUUUAGUCAAGCUGCUCCUGCCCAUGCUACCAGCGUCCACAGAAUGCCUACAGGAUGUGGCUAGACUAGGCAACCCCCGAGAAGUAAUCUUGCGCGUCUCUGAGUCUCUAAUGCAUCUUCAGCCGGAGGACGAGGACGAGGAUGAGAAAUUUGAUCAGGGGCUGCCCCUGCACAUCCUACAGUUCAAUUGCCUUCUCGGCAUGCUCUCGGUACUUCACACACGGAUCCAGACAAAUGCUCCAAGUCGAUUCAUAGCAACCUCCCUCCAAGCAGCACUGGAAGCGUAUACCACAAUGGCGACCAAUGAGACCACCCUAGCCUUCCUUGAGUUCUUCCGCGAAGUGUCUCCUUCCAAGCGGCCUGCGCCACCUCCUAGAGCUGCUAGCGAGUCGAGCAUACUGAGGGUUGCCGCUGCCUCAGCCCCAGACCCCGAAGCUGAGGUAUCCUCGCCCUCUCCAUCUACCGAUAACGAGGCCCUACUUGUUCGGAAAUUCAUACAGUUCGGCUUGCUUGAACUGCUGAAGUCAUACCUCUUGAGUUUCUCCAGCCCCAUGGAUCCGGGAAUGUCGUGGACCAUUCGGAUGCAGGAACACCUGCAUCCGGAUCUGCGGCUACCCGCCGCCCAAUCGCAGACUGAGGCAUAUGGAUCGACCAAGGAACUCAAGGAGCGCGAUAUGAUUAUGGGAAAGCUUAUGGCUUUAUCACGAGACGUUGGAAUUGAGAACGAGGAACUCCUGUCAAUCAUAUCCGGAUCCCCGACAGAUCAAACCGCCCAACUUGAUUUCGAUAAACCACCAAUAAACCCCGAUCAAAUUCCGCUAGAACGCCAUGGUUCACUCCUACUAUUAGCGGCUCGGGCUGCAGGCGCAACCCUCUUCGCCACUGGGCAACCGCCCCGUCAGGUAUCUGUCUUCCCUGAGCUGGCUCAGAUAUUUAACAACUUUGUCGGCGGGUACACCAAUCUUGACGAGGUGGCUUUCGGUCAACCCCAUGCGCUUCUCGACUCCCUGCUGGCUUUGACCGUCUACGCUCUGCAACAACCCAUCGAAACCCCGUCAAGCGAUACCGAGUUCAAGGAUUUCGUUGUCAUCUUGACUGCAUGCACAGCACGCCAGAGCCACGGCAUCGUUCGCCAGAUUCCGGCCGCCAUUGUUCAGAGCCACCCAUCGCCUGAGACGCGGUUUAAGCUCAUACACAAGAUCUUGGAAGAUGGCAGUCUUGCCUCGGCGCGGGAUAGCGCUAUCGCAUGGCUGAAGGAUGAACUACUCCGCAGCCCCACCCAAUCUUCCGACAACGUAUUCCAAGAUCCGCUCUACUUCUGGGCUUUAUUCCCGGCACUUUUCAAACCGGUCACUGCCGCCAACUCAGCAUCCGAUCUCGUUGCUAGCUGGUCUCGUCUGACCCAGACUCAAGGUCCACCACUUCAUUCAGCAUUGAAUCUGUACUACUUGCUGCUUUCCUCGCCAUCGCUACGCGACCAGCUUCAUCUCGAGAAGACCGCUAAGUUCUUCCGCGGCCAUGUUCUGACUCCUCUCCGGCAAGUAUUCCGGAGCUUCGAGGAUGAUCUCACCGCCAAGGGAGGCGAGGGUGUCAUUGAAGCUGCAGUUGGAGAGGAAAUGUGCCAGAUUGGCAACGCGCGGUCUGUAGGAAUUAUUGGUCUUACACUAGAUCAAAUUGAGGAGACAUCCAACGAUGCAUUUGGUUCCGAUGAAGGGGAUCUGGGUGAAUUUUCUGAGGCUGAAGAGGCUAAGGUGUCUGAGAUUCGGAAGAAGACUGAUAUCUGGAAAUAA